CAGUCACAAAGAGUUCUUAGCAACCACUUUGGAGAGGAGUUGGGAGGCUAGAAAUUGACAGUUGGUUCUGUCAGGUGGAAAAAACAGUAUCAAGAGCUUCUUUUCUCAGAGGAUUUGUCAAAGGGAAAGCCUUAUGGGGAGAAGGAUAAUUUUCACAGGUCCAGAUGGUAUAAAAGAUUAUAAAGCAAAAUGUCCUGCUAAUACUACAUACACUGGAGAAAAACGUCCAGUUUUAGGAGCAACCAGUGACCUCAAUUACUUAUGGAGAGCUGCGCCAAAAAGGAGUUUUGCCCCAAUACAGAAGCAUUUCUAUGUUCAUGAAAUUGGUUGGGGAAUACCAGAGUUGAGUUGCAUCAACGAAUCAAGACUUACUACAGGUGUGAACAUCAAGCGAGGAGAAUUUCGUAAACGUGUGGAGGAGAUUAUUUCUCACCGGUACCAAAAUCCAUGGUAUCCUAAACCUCAAAUUCUAGAUCUGCAAGGACCAGGAAGUCGAGCUAAUCUUUCCUGGAAUAUUGGUGAUCAUGAGAAUAUCACCGAAAGAAAUUCCAAGUGGGCCACGGUCGUCAGGAACCUGAAGAAUGCUCCUGUGAGAUUUCCUGCCUGCCCAAAGCUACCCAAAGUGACGGAGAAGAGUAGUAGUGAGGUCCUGGAUGUCAGCUCAAGAUCUCAGAUGUCAUUUGACCAGGACAGUCUAGAGGAAAAACGCGUACCCCUUCCAGCCCUUGAGGCUGAUCCUCCUGGUGCAAACCAAGAUUGUACUAACUUUCCAUCUCACAAUGCUUACUCAUAAUUCUCCCCUCUCUGGCUUAAGAUCUUUCAUCAUAAAAUGUUAGGUCUAAUUUUUAGUUUUUUUUCAAUAAUUAAUAUCGAAUAGAAAGUUCUUCACUCAAGUAAUGAUUUUGAGCUUUAUAAACCCUGGGUUGAGUUCAGUUGUUUUGGAUUUUUCCUUAUCAUAGGCAGCUAGGUGACAUAGUAGAUAGAAAGGGACUCUAGAAACCCUGAGUUCAAAUUUGACUUCAGACACAUACUAGAUAUGUGAUUUUCUCCAUUUGUAUAUAGGAAUAGGAAUAGCAGCUGAUUCCCAGGUUUGUUAUGAGGAUAAACGGAGAUAAUAUUUCUAAGACCUUUAACCUUAAAGUCCAAUAUGAAUGUUAGCUAUGAUUAGUCUGUUUCAUAGAUCUACUUUUCUGUUUUUUAGUCAGAACCAAAAAGUCUUGUUUACUGAAAUAUAUGACUGAUAUAAUCUGAGGGAGGCUAGGUGGUGCAGUAGACAAAAUGCAAAACCUAGAGAUAGGAAGAAUCGUAUUCCUGAAUUCAAACCCAGCCUUAGACAUUUACUAGUUGUGUGGUCCUGGGCAAGUCCCUUAACACUAUUUGUC
This is a messenger RNA of Sarcophilus harrisii (Tasmanian devil), 1382 nucleotides long. It is a transcript of the gene SPMIP2, whose product is annotated as chromosome 6 C4orf45 homolog. Bases 134 to 793 code for a protein of 219 amino acids. The transcript is spliced from 5 exons. The record is from RefSeq and is a predicted model, not a curated record. Lineage: Eukaryota; Metazoa; Chordata; Mammalia; Dasyuromorphia; Dasyuridae.